UCUCGAUUGAUGAAUGAGCUGCAGAUCAAGGUAGCUCAGGCCGUCCACGGUGCUAACCCAACAGACGCCCGAGAGUCCAGCAACCGCGUCGCUGCACGCAAAUGGCUCGUCCAGUUCCAGGCACCCGACGCGACGUGGAGGGUCGGCGCCUCCCUCCUCCCUAGCGCGAGCGACCGGCCGCGACUCUCCCGCCGCUUCCUCUCGCCCGCCGACUUCGAGGUCGAGUUCUUCGCCGCGCAGAUCCUCAGGCGCAAGAUUCAGAGCGAGGGCUACUACCUGCAGCUGGGAGUGAAGGACGCGCUGCUUAAUGCCCUGCUUGUUGCUGCCAAAAGAUUCAGCUUGGGCCCGCCUCAGCUAUUAACUCAGAUAUGCCUUGCUUUGUCGGCACUUCUUCUCCGGGUGGCUGAGCAUAAAAAGCCCAUUGAGCAGCUAUUCUCUAGUCUCAACAAACUGCAGAGCCAGGAGGACGGGAAUAUUGCUGUGCUGGAGAUGCUCACGGUCCUGCCUGAAGAGAUUGUUGAAGAUCAGAACGGUGACCGGAAUAUUAACGCAGCAAGCAGAUGCCAGUUCACUCGAGAGCUUCUAUCUCACACUCCCACUGUUCUUGAGUUCCUUUUACUCCAAUCAGAACAGAGGCUUGAUAAUGAUGCCAAACUUCAUGAGAGGAAUCGGAAGAUUUUGCGAUGCUUGCUGAGUUGGGUUCGUGCUGGAUGCUUUUCAGAGGUCCCACCAUCUUCCCUGCCAAAUCAUCCGCUUCUGAACUUUGUUUUCAAUUCUUUGCAGGUUUCAUCUUCAUUUGAUGUGGCUGUUGAAGUUCUUAUCGAGCUUGUUAGCCGUUAUGAGGGUUUACCACAGGUUUUGCUGUUUAGAAUACAGUAUCUCAGAGAUAGACUUCUCCAACCAGCAUUGGCUAAUAGAGACGAGAAAAUAAUUGCUGGUCUUGCAUGUUUGAUGUCUGAAAUUGGUCAGGCAGCACCGUCAUUGAUUGCAGAAGCAAGCAGUGAAGCUCUUGUCCUUGCAGAUGCACUAUUAAGUUGUGUUGUUUUUCCAAGUGACGACUGGGAAAUUCCAGAUUCAACAUUGCAAUUUUGGUGUAGCCUUGCAAGUUAUCUUCUUGGUUCGGUUUCAGCCAAGGCAAAUUGCCGUAGAGGAUUGCAAGAAAUGUUUUCCCCUGUAUUUUCAGCAUUAUUAGAUGUCAUUUUAUUGCGUACUAAGUUUGAUCCUGAAGUUGAUGGUGGCACUGGAAUGUUGGAUAUACCUGACGGGCUCAUUCAAUUUAGGAUGAAUUUGGAAGAACUUCUAGUAGAUAUUUGUCAGCUUAUAGGGCCAGCUUCAUUUGUGCAAAAGAUUUUCGGUGGUGGAUGGGCAACUACGGAUACAUUAAUUCAUUGGGAAGAUGUGGAAUCAAGAAUGUUUGCUCUCAAUAUGGUUGCAGAAACUAUUCUGCAAGAGGGACAGCCGUUUGACUUUUCAUUGAUCAUGCGGUUGGUGACCAUUUUAUCUAGUAGACCAUCUGAAGAGCUCAAGGGUUUCUUAUCCUUUGUAUAUAAAUCUGUAGCUGAUGUAGUUGGUUCUUAUUCCAAGUGGAUCUCGUCAUUGCAAAAUAACAUUAGGCCAUUACUUCUAUUCUGUGCAUCUGGGAUUGAAGUCUCAGUGUCCUCAAAUGCUUGCUCGUCAACCUUGCGUAAACUUUGUGAAGAUGCUUCCACGCUGAUUCAUGAUCCACAAAAUCUUGAAAUUCUGAUUUGGAUUGGAGAGGAUUUGGAGAAGAGGAGUUUGUCAUUGGAAGAAGAGGAAGAGGUUGUUAGUGCUAUAACUCUUACCAUUAGUUCUGUGCCCAACAAAGAGCUAAAAAAAAGUUCAUUAGCAAGGCUGCUGUCCUCUAGCUAUGGAGCCAUUGGAAAACUUAUAGAUGCAGACAGUGAGCACUCUUUGAAGAAAAAUCCUGCUGCCUAUACCCAGGCCUUGGGCUCAGCUGUAAGGGGUUUAUACAGGAUGGGAGCCGUGUUUAGUCAUCUAGCACCUGCGACAACUGAUCAGAUUGAGGAUGACACGAUUCUGGUUCUCCUGGGAGUGUUUUGGCCACUUUUGGAGAAACUUUUCAGUUCAGCACAUAUGGAAAAUGGUAGUUUAUCUGCAGCUGCAUGCCGAUCUCUUUCUCAAGCUGUCCAUUCUUCAGGCCAACAGUUUUUGAUGCUGUUGCCAAAAGCACUGGACUGUUUGUCUGCAAACUUUUUGCUAUAUCAGAACCAUGAAUGCUAUGUAAGAACAGCUGCUGUGAUGCUUGAAGAAUUUGGCCACAGAGAAGAGUAUGGACCUUUAUGCAUUAGUGUAUUUGAGAGAUUUUCCUCUGCAGCAUCAGUGACAGCUCUUAAUUCUUCUUACAUUUGUGAUCAAGAACCUGAUCUGGUGGAAGCAUACACUAAUUUUACAUCUGCAUUUGUUCGCUUCUGCCCUAAGAAGGUUAUUGCUGCAUCUGGUUCACUGCUUGAGUUAUCCUUUCAAAAGGCAGCUAUAUGCUGCACUGCCAUGCAUCGGGGAGCAGCAUUGGCAGCUAUGUCAUAUCUUUCAUGUUUCUUAGAUGUUAGCCUCACCUCCUUAUUGGAAUCUUCGGCUUUUGUACAUGAAGGAUCAUUAAGUUCAGUGGCAAUUCAAAUUUUAUCUCAUAGCGGGGAAGGACUUGUAUCCAAUGUGGUAUAUGCUCUAGUUGGUGUCUCUGCAAUGUCAAGGGUCCAUAAAACUGCAACAAUCUUACAGCAGUUAGCGGCAAUUUGCAGUCUUUCUGAGAGAACCGCCUGGAAGGCAGUUCUUUGUUGGGAUUCUUUUCAUGGAUGGUUACAAUCAACGGUCCGAACUUUGCCUUCAGAGUAUCUAAAGCAAGGAGAAGCAGAAACUAUAGUUCCUACAUGGAUUAAGGCUCUUGCCCAUGCAGGAACAGAUUAUCUCGAGAGCAAGACCAGUGAUUUCAGUAGAAGUGAUCAUGGUCAUAUGCAAGGGAAAGGGGGAAGAAUUUUGAAGCGCAUUAUAAGAGAUUUUGCUGAUAACCACCGCAAUAUUCCCAACCCUACAUAACUCCCCCACCGAUGCAAUCGUAGAGACCAGUUGCUCAUUUUUCUGAUGGAAAUUGUACAUUGGAGGCUAUUAGAAAGCUCGGUUUUGAAACCAGCAGCUUGGGUUCACUGGUCUUUAACAGUUGAUUCAACUUCCAAUUUUUGCUCAAUUUUGAACUGUACAGUGGCAUUUCACUUCUAUUGGAAUUUGAACAUCAGUGAGAAGUCAUUCAGUGCUUGUACAUAAUCUUUUUGGAUUAUCCUGUAAAGCUUAGUUGAUGAUGACGACAACUGCAAUGCCAACAAGAGCCAGCUUCCGGUGUAUCUGACAGGCUACUGGAGCUGUAGGGCUCAUGACAAUGAGGGGCUCAACAAGGCCUACGUGUAUUUGCAAAUGAAAAUAUUCAUAAAUUUUGGAAAUUUCCAUUAAUUUAGAAUUAGUCAAUUAAUUCCAGUGUUGCCCUGC
This is a messenger RNA of Asparagus officinalis (garden asparagus), 3516 nucleotides long. Its product is annotated as importin-13. Lineage: Eukaryota; Viridiplantae; Streptophyta; Magnoliopsida; Asparagales; Asparagaceae. Gene Ontology annotation, biological process: protein import into nucleus. Gene Ontology annotation, cellular component: nuclear membrane; cytoplasm. The record is from RefSeq and is a predicted model, not a curated record.